GGGAGGGAGGGAAGCGGGAGGUCAGUCACAAGAUGGCGGCGGCGUCGGUGGGUUUCGGUGACCGGGAGCUCUUCCAGGAGUUUAACGACGACGGGGAGUCCCCGGGGCCGUCUCACAUCCGUUUCCGCGACGAGGAGGACGACGACGGCGGCGGCGAGGGGGGCGAGGCGGCCGCCGAGUCGCUGAGGAGGCGGCUGGAGGAGUGCGAGGAGCGGGCGGGGGCGCUGCAGGCCGAGAAUCAGGAACUCAGACGGAAGCUAAACUUAUUGACUCAGCCAAGAAUUGUGGUGAGCGAUUCCAAGUUGGAUGGUCCCCUAGUUCAGGUCUUGUUUAUGAACAACAACAUUUCCAAACGGUAUCAUCAGGAAAUUGAAGAUUUCAUCACAGGGCUGAGAGAAAAAUAUGAAAAGGAAAACCAGAGUGAUCUUGAAAAAUCAUCAUUUAACGUGAAACCGCAGCCAUCAAGUGUAGUGCUGACAGAGCAGCGGAAGGCGGACACUCUGAAUACAAUAAAGAAAACAAAAGAUGUAUUUUACGUUGUGGGAAGCGUUCAGUACUUCACCAAUUUCUGCCUUGACAAACUUGGACAACCACUGCUUAACGAGAAUCCACAGCUGACUGAUGGAUGGGAAAUACCAAAAUACGAACAAAUCUUUGCCCAGGCCGUGUCCUUAGAUGGACAAGAAGUGGGAUUGAAAGCGAAGAGACCGAAGGCGUGUUGUUUCAACUGUGGUUCAACAGAACAUCAGCUGAAAGAUUGUCCGAAGCCUCGUGACCUGGCUCGCAUUAGUGAAAAGCGGAAGGAAUUCAUGACCAUGGUUAGUGAUUCACCACAUCCAAACUCUCAGCACCGGUACCACGAAGAGAAGUUUGACAAGUUCAAGCCAGGUGUAAUCAGCGACGAACUUAAAGACGCUCUAGGCAUGACUGAUGAAAAUCUCCCCCCGUUUAUAUAUCGAAUGCGCCAAUUGGGUUACCCACCUGGGUGGCUGGAGGAGGCUGAGCUGGAGACUUCAGGGCUUGCUUUAUACGAUGGAAAAGACUCCAGUGAUGGUGAAGUACAGGACAACGAGCAACAUCCCAAAACUCAUCAACCAGCGUAUGAUACAAGCAAGCUAAUAGAUUACAUAGGGUUCAACGUCAUUCUCCCGAAGGGAAUACAAGAUGAGUGGAGGCUCUAUGGUUCGAUUCCAAUACAGUCACAUCACUUGAAGGAGCAAUUUGCAAGUCAUCUGGCUGCAUGUUUUCCCAAGACUGUACUCAUUUCUAACAAGAGGGGUUCGGAUUGUGACAGAAGCCCUCAGCAUGUAAAGAAGCGCAAAUCUAAUGAACUCGUCUCAAACGCAUCCACAUUUGACAUGGACAUUGAUUCAGGUUCAGAUACUCCAAGGCCUAGAAACCAUGUUCCUUCCCUGCCUCCCAAUCACCAGCUGCGUUCAACCCCGCCUCCUUUACCCAAAGGAACGCCCCCUGCAACACCGCCCUCCUUCAUCCCACCUCCACCCCUCACCCCAACCCCUCCUCCACUCCCCAAAGACACCCCGCCAUCGACCCCUAACUACUCUCCAGCAGGGUGUUCACAAGGAAAAGGUCACUUCAGCAGCAUUCCUCGGAUUGUGGACGAAGCUUUGAAUGAAGACGGCUUAUCGCUGGAAGAGCUGGAAGAACAACAGAGGUUGAUCUGGGCUGAGCUGGAGCAGGCUGAGAGCAUCAACAGUGAGGUGGAGGCUCCUUCCGAUUCCCCUCUCACCCGGAACUCUGCAGGCUCCUCCCUGGCACUGAAUCCUCCCGACAUUCCCAUGGAGUUUGAGGAAUCCGGUGGAAAAACGGGAAUCAUUGGAAAUAAAACGAAGAGCCCCAGUGCAGAAGCAUCUUUGGUGGACUCUAGGGAUGAACCAGUCAGUGUAAUGGAAAGUACCACCCUCAACAGGAGGAGAGUCAAAAACCGGAGACUGUGGAGGCAGAAAUGCACUGCAACAGUGGCACUGAAGAGGAGCCCGCACUGAAGCCGGCCACUGGAACCACGAAUGGAGGAAACCAGGUAUGUUUGGAGGAAGCCACCGACGAU
Callorhinchus milii (elephant shark) is the source of this 2068-nucleotide messenger RNA. It is a transcript of the gene zcchc8, whose product is annotated as zinc finger, CCHC domain containing 8. Gene Ontology annotation, cellular component: catalytic step 2 spliceosome. Bases 33 to 2006 code for a protein of 657 amino acids. NCBI's taxonomy places the organism in Eukaryota, Metazoa, Chordata, Chondrichthyes, Chimaeriformes, Callorhinchidae. The record is from RefSeq and is a predicted model, not a curated record. Gene Ontology annotation, molecular function: RNA binding; zinc ion binding. The transcript is spliced from 14 exons.